AUGGCACAGCUGAUCCGUAGGUGACGAAACGAUAGCGGGGUUGCAUUCCCGAGCUGUAACACCACGACUCGCAAUCCUAUUGGUUAAUUUCUUCACCUACUGACUCGAAACACCACGAUUGGCUGAAACUAGGGGCACGUGGAUCUGUGUUGCAUGCUUUCACUUCCGGUACACUCCAGUCCUGUUGGUGGCAGUAGGAAAUGUGAAACCCACAGCAGAAGACAACAAAAAUAAAACCGAUUGCUACACUGUAGCAGACUGGACUGGAAACAGAUGAUCUCAAGCUAGCGUCGGUGUUUAUGUGAAUAAAAAAGGUAAGUCCUUAUCCGUUUGACCUCAAUGUUGAUUACAUAUUUGCAUUUCCAUAUAGUUUUAUCCAAUGCCUAAUGUAUAUUCAGUGAAAGAGAAGUAUCGAGCGAGUGUAUUCCAAAUGCUUUACCUAUCACCAGAGUGAGUCACUUGAAUUAAGUGCUGCACUGCUAGACAGCAACAGAAGCAGACAGAAGACAGCUCCCAAGGCUAUUUAUUGCUAACCAAUAGCUAUAUUCUUCCUAUCUAGAAUGAGUACACGUUUGCGGAAAAAGUAUGCAAGGAAAAUGGUUUUUUUGCCUUUAUUGGCAGAAUGUGAUUCAGAGGGUCAAGUGUUUACACCAGAUAAAGAUUUCAGGCCAGGUUCCAAGGUUUGUUGGCUGUAGGACUAGCAGUAAGGUCCCAAAAUGAGAAGUAGUUUAAUGCUAACAAGCUUAUGGUUUUCUUCUUUGGAAGAGGCUAACCAAGACCUUUGGUCACCUGUUUGUGGCUUUAUAUCCUUGACCUUCUACCUACAUUUACUAUGGUAAAAAAUAUCCACUUGGUCUCAAAGGACGUUAAACCCCAGUUCCUCUUUUCAGGCAAAGCUGUGUGUCUGACUUAGAGCUGUGUUUGCUGCUGUCCUGUGACCUAGGCUGUAGUGCUGGAUAAAGUAGUGUGGUGCUGUUCCCUCUCUGAACCCCCUCCCUCUCCUGCUGCCUCUCCUGCUGAUGUUCCCUUGAAGACCUCCACCCCCUCCUAUCCCUCCUGGUGACCCCAGUGAUGUCGUCCCCGUGCUGUGGCUUCCUGGCGCAGUACACCCACCAUCACCUGGUCGCCUUCCUCCUCACCUUCUUUAGGUAAACUCAGCUCCUGAACUCCCACCAGCCUUGUAGGGAUCUGGUAUAAGAUGCUCGGAAUGUUCAGAGAUCUUAUUCAAGUUCUCUUUGCCCUAAAUGCUCUCUACACAAGCACUUAUACCAGAGCAUACAUACGCAUUUGAUACACAGGCUCACUUGUGCUCAUAUAGGCCUACAUCCUCUUUAAGUAAAUACAGUACUAAGCUAACAAUUGCUAAUGCCUGAACCGGAGCUACAGUACUCACAGUCUUAUACAGCGCUCCACUGUACUUAAACUUUUAAAAAAUACAUGUGACAUUGUUUCUUGGUCAGACUGGUUGUUAUCAGAGUAGGAUGAAAGUUAACCUAUUAGACAGUUGAGCAGUAAGAAUCAGAUUAAUUGAAUCUGUGCCUGUGCUUCUCAUAUUCCUUCUCCUGACCUCCCCACUCUGAACCCUGACCUUUGACCCCUCUCAGCUGUGGCCAAAAAUGUUGUGGCUGUGCUUUCCAGGCUCUGUCAUCAGGAAGUGACGUAUAGCCUAGAGUUCUUAUUACAGGUUAUAAUCUUGAGGAUAUAUAGUAGUUGUAAACGGGUUGAGUACUGACCUGCACACCAGCUGCUUUAAACAACUAAACACAGCAUUGGAAGGCCCUGGAUGUUCCUGGUCCCUUGUUGUGGUAGGAAUAUAACAGGGCUUUAUUAAGUCCCCCCUUCCUCUCUCUCCAGCUAUGUCCUCCUGCACGCCUCAAGGAAGACCUUCAGUAAUGUGAAAGUGAGCAUCUCAGCCCAGUGGACUCCCUCUGUGCAGAAUGCCAGCUCUCCUGCCUUCUCACCCGGGGAGGUACGUACUCAGGAGGAUGUGGAUUCACUUCCUUGAUUUAUCCCCCCUUUUCGCCUCCCCUAAAUUAUGGCCUCUGAUAUAGAGAUAUAAUGACUAAAUUCCUGGAUGUCUGCUAUUUUGCCUGAGUUUACACUAUUGUAUUUGUUUAGUGAUCUCUUCACGUGCAAACCUGAAAAUAUACUGUGUAGUGGAUGAGGAAGUGUUAUCACGUGUGGAGCUACUGACAAGUGCUCUGCACAUGAUCAUAUGAAGGACAGCUAAUACUAAUGGUCAAAUAAAUCCCUUUAUUCAGUUGCUCUGACAACGUUAUUUUGUGUUUAUUACCCUGGAACCGGCUGUCUGCCCCGCCUGUGUGUCCAUUAAACGAGAACAUCUUCUCCAUGUCCUCAAACACGUCGUCAAAGAGUUCUCCACCAAAGGAGCCCUGAAAGUGUCUCUUGUGCCUGUUCUGGGCCUCCUGAUGGGCCUGGAAGUGGCUGUCGAAGGCCCUCUUGUGAUGGGCAUGAUGGGAGUGCUGGUUAUGACCGAACAGGUCAGAGUCUCUGAACAUGUCAUCAAAGUUGAAGUUAAAGUUCUGGUGGAAGUGCUGUCCACUCCUCCCACCUCCUGUGCCUGGCUCACCGGGGGAGGGGCCAUGUCCAAACUGGUCAUAUUCCCGUCUCCUCUUAUCGUCUGAUAAUGUCUCGUACGCUGGCAAAGGAAAGGAAACAUAAGUCUCUUGGUGUCCACAGACAUCAGAAAAACAACAAAUGCUUUAACAUUUAAAUUCUCACCCGGGGAGGUACGUACUCAGGAGGAUGUGGAUUCACUUCCUUGAUUUAUCCCCCCUUUUCACCUCCCCUAAAUGAUGGCCUCUGAUAUAGAGAUAUAAUGACUAAAUUCCUGGAUGUCUGCUAUUUUGCCUGAGUUUACACUAUUGUAUUUGUUUAGUGAUCUCUUCAUGUGCAAUCCACAAUAUAUACUGUGUAGUGGAUGAGGAAGUGUUAUCACGUGUGGAGCUACUGACAAGUGCUCUGCACAUGAUCAUAUGAAGGACAGCUAAUACUAAUGGUCAAAUAAAUCCCUUUAUUCAGUUGCUCUGACAAUGUUUUUUUUGUGUUUAUUACUGUAUGUAUCUUUGAUUGUCUAUUCUGAAUCUUCCUCCAGACGUGGGAGGAGAAUAACCUGUUUGCAGACUCCGAUGAAGCCACUCUGUUCCUGGGUGUCCUUGACACCAUCUUCCUGUUUUCCUACGCCGUGGUGAGUGUCAGGGCCAGCUGUGGGCAUAGGGAGGAGGGACUGGUAGUCUAGCAACAGUGACUCAAUGUAACCUAAUCAGUCAGAUCAGAUUUACUUCUCUCUCCUGCCACACCCUAAUAUGCACAUUAAACUAAUGUAUGUUAAUUCAUGAAUAUUAUCCACAUGGAAACAAGCACACUGAUGCAUAGUAAAAGCAGGAGGACAAAGUAAACGUGUGUGUUGUUCAAUAUUCAUGCAGGGCCUAUAUAUGAGUGGAGUGAUCGGAGACCGCAUGAACCUCCGAUAUGUCCUCUCCUUUGGUCUGUGUGGUUCAGCCAUAGUGGUAAGUGGGGCACAUACUUUUAUAUUUCAUAAACAUCUACACAGUUUACAUCAGAUGUAUACAAUAGGUACUUACUACAAUAGUCAUAUAUACUGCAGAUUCUGUGUUUUGAUCCCAUUACAUUUCAUUGUGUUCUAAUAUAACCUUUUGUUUUUCCCUCCCUCACUUCCCAGGAGUUUGUGUUUGGUACCUUGACUGAGUGGCUGCAGUUCUAUAACAUCUACCUGUACUGUGGCCUUUGGGUUCUGAAUGGCCUACUGCAAUCUGCUGUCUGGCCCUGUGUGGUGGCAGUCAUGGGGAACUGGUUUGGCAAGUCAGGGUGAGUAUCAUAUCACUCUCUCUGCCAUGACACUAGUAUACUCCAACACUGAUCAUUAGGGCUGGGAAUUGCCAGGGACAUUACGAUACAAUAUUAUCACGAUACGAUAUUUAUUGUGUUCCCCAAGAUUCUAUUGCGAUUCGAUGUUCCAAACAUAUUGCUCACCAUAUGUCUGCUGCAGAGGGACAAGAGAGAGCCAUGAGAAAACUAGUUUUGGUCAGUCAUGGAAAUAAAAGUGCUGAAAAUAAAUGGGCUCCCUAAAAAUAAGUUGGAGAACAAGCUACGAAGGAAAAAUACUGGAGUUUGGGUGCAGGUACAGCAAAAUAGCGCAAAAAGAAUAUCCCCAUCUGUAACUGUAUCGAUUUGUUUCUCCUAUCACUACUGAUCAAUGCAGAUUUUUCACACAGAUUGAGUAAGGCUCCCUGAAUGUCAACAAUCAGAAGUUGUCUUUACAAACAGUAGCCUUAGGAGAUUGCUUUAACUGUGGGGUCGUUCCAUAUGAUUUCAAUCACUUUCUGACUACACCCCUUUUGAUUUGCCUGAAACCUUUCAUACAUGUUUACCCAUGGUGAAAUUGGUCAGAAAGUAACGUUUUGGACCUGAAUGCCAAAACAUUCAGGAAAUAGGUGUUCAAAGUUGACCCAUUUUGCAUACUUGUUAUGAGUUUCUCUGGUAUCUAGUACUUCAGGAUGUAAGAGAAUGGUUAAACACUUAGAUGGAGAGUUGAUUCAUAGUUACAGUACUGGAUUCACAUGACAAGCAGUACGGGCGUAGCCUAUUGUCAUCCGAAUCACUUACAUAGAAAACCUCAGUUUAUAUAAUGCAUUCCAUCCAACAGUUGCCAACCAUUAUUGAGUGUCACUCAUCUCCUACAAUAGGAUCCCCCUACAUGGCAUCGUGUGGCACCCUAGCCAGGAUAUUCCAUCUCAUACUCCUUCUAAGAUUAGCACAAGUGGCCCCCAAUCGAUCUUGGCACGCAGACCUUCUGGCACCCACCAGUGACAUAAAUAACACAUGGCGUGUCCUUAUCCUCUCUCCCACAUACAGCUCAUGAGUUUAAAGACAUUAACAAAUACUGUAUAAAAAGACGUUAUAUCAAUACUGUUACGUUCCCCAGCAAGAAAACCAAAAAUGGCUCGCAAACAGAAGGGUGGAACUAACAUAGUCACUGACCAACAACCAAGACGAAACAGGUGGGGUUUUAGGAGAGGUUCUGAAAGACACGGGCGUGUCCACUGAAAGUUGACUAGCAACAACAACUGAAACCUAAGACACCCACCAUGAGCGCCCACUAAACUUGCCCAAGAAGAGGCAAACAAAAGAAAAACCCAUACCAAACUUAAAGACAGGAAGUAAACCAAAAAGGUGGAGCAAAACAAAAUCCGAUAAAGGAUAGUUUGUCUAGAGCUCAAAAUAGGGAGCGCCAACUAAAGGUGUUAACCCUCCGCAUCUAUCAAGACAACUGGAGCAUUGGGCCAGCCACUCUUAUAUAGCACCUGGGCCAGGACAGGUGAAAACACCUUCCCACUAAUGAGAUGGCAACCAGCACAGGUGUAACACAUACUGACUAACAAGGUGACACCAAUCGGUGCACCCUACGUGCUAACAAGCUAUACGUGCUAAAGUCCAACCUCAAAACAUAAAUGGAAAAACCAAAACCUGUAACAAUACCCCACCCUACCAUGAGACGUCCAUGUCUUUACCACUUAUAAAGAUAAAUAGUUGAGUUUGAGAUCAUUUAACAGCUUACAAACAGGGUUGUCAAUCUAUUCUAUGAUUUAUUUAUUUUUUAAAUACUUUUUAAUAAAAAAAGUCAUUUUUUAUAAGCAUUAACAUCAAUAUUCUAAAAACACGUGAACUCAGAUUUUACUCAUUUUCCACAUUUUGUAGCUUGGAACCUAUUUUACAUAUUCUGAGACCCUAUUUUACAUCAAAGGUGUGCAGUCAGAAAGUGAUUGAAAUCAUAUGGAACGACCCUGUGGUGUACUGAGUUAUUCUUGGUUCUAUUUUAUUCUAGAAGAGAAGGUUCUAAUUGAGUAUUGUGUUGAGUAUGUUGUGUGUAUUGGUGGUCCUCUGUAGCUCAGCUGGUAGAGCACGGCGCUUGUAACGCCAAGGUAGUGGGUUCGAUCCCCGGGACCACCCAUACACAAAAAUGUAUGCACGCAUGACUGUAAGUCGCUUUGGAUAAAAGCGUCUGCUAAAUGGCAUAUUUUUAUGUUCUUGAGUGUUGUAACCGCUGUAUGUCUCUUCCUCCCUCCAGGCGAGGUUUUGUGUUUGGCCUGUGGAGUGCCUGUGCCUCUGUUGGGAACAUUCUGGGCGCAUUCCUGGCAUCCAGUGUUCUCAAGUAUGGAUAUGAGGUGAGUGCAGACACACACAGAUAUACAUAUUACAGAUCUGCACUGCGAUUCACCUUUUUAUAAGGUCUAGAUGAAAAACAGACAUGCAUGUAGCAUAGACAAUACCUGGUAUGGUCUAGUUAGUAAGUCUACAUUGUUGUCUAGAGAAAGGUGAAGUUAUGUGGUGUUGUCUUUCUCUCAAACUCUUUCUACAUAGAGUUAGCUACAUAGUAAAUAUGUUGUCCCAGGGCAGAAAACAUGAAAGCACAGAGCAUGAACAGCACAAUUCACAAUACAAGUCAUCUCAGUGUUAUGCUGUGUUUCUGCAGUAUGCCUUCCUGGUUACUUCAGUGCUGCAGUUUGCUGGUGGGGUGGUGGUGUUCUUUGGUCUGCUCACCUCCCCUAAAGAAGUGGGUGAGUAUUGGGUCCACACAUGCCCAGUUUCCCUCAUUGGUCAGGCAUUGUCUCCCUAUCAAAUAGUUAUUUAUGAAAGAUCACUGAGGGCUACAGUCCAUUGUUUCAUACUGUACUUUCUUUCACUUCAAGUUUCAAGUUUUAUUAGUCCUAUGUACAGGAUACACAUGGUAUACACUGUACAAUGAAAUGCUUACUUACAGGUUCCUUCUCGACAAUGCAACAACAAUAAGAGAUAAAAGAUAAGAAUACGAACAUAAAGUAAAUGGCUCAGUAGAAUAGAAUAAACAUUUUAGCAACUUCCUCCUUUCUGGACAAUAUAAAGAUCCAGUCCAUUAAAAAAAUUGGAGGCCCCUUACACUUCAGUGUUGUGAUGUAAAAAUUCUAGCAAAAUGUAUAGCACAUAGAAUUAAAAAGGUAUUGUCGGACAUUAUUCAUUCUAAUCAGACAGGUUUUUUACAUGGAAGAUAUAUUAUCGCCAAUGUAAGGCAAGUACUGGAAACAAUAGAACACUAUGAAAAAUCUGGGAAACUAGGCCUGCUAUUCAUAGCAUACUUCAAAAAGGCAUUUGAUAAAGUACGACUGGGGUUUAUAUAUACAGUGGGGAGAACAAGUAUUUGAUUUACUGCCGAUUUUGCAGGUUUUCCCACUUACAAAGCAUGUAGAGGUCUGUAAUUUUUAUCAUAGGUACACUUCAACUGUGAGAGACGGAAUCUAAAACAAAAAUCCAGAAAAUCACAUUGUAUGAUUUUAAAGUAAUUAAUUUGCAUUUUAUUGCAUGACAUAAGUAUUUGAUCACCUACCAACCAGUAAGAAUUCCGGCUCUCACAGACCUGUUAGUUUUUCUUUAAGAAGCCCUCCUGUUCUCCACUCAUUACCUGUAUUAACUGCACCUGUUUGAACUCGUUACCUGUAUAAAAGACACCUGUCCACACACUCAAUCAAACAGACUCCAACCUCUCCACAAUGGCCAAGACCAGAGAGCUGUGUAAGGACAUCAGGGAUAACAUUGUAGACCUGCACAAGGCUGGGAUGGGCUACAGGACAAUAGGCAAGCAGCUUGGUGAGAAAAAUCCAGAAAAUCACAUUGUAUGAUUUUUAAUUAAUUUGCAUUUUAUUGCAUGACAUAAGUAUUUGAUACAUCAGAAAAGCAGAACUUAAUAUUUGGUACAGAAACCUUUGUUUGCAAUUACAGAGAUCAUACGUUUCCUGUAGGUCUUGACCAGGUUUGCACACACUGCAGCAGGGAUUUUGGCCCACUCCUCCAUACAGACCUUCUCCAGAUCCUUCAGGUUUCGGGGCUGUCGCUGGGCAAUACGGACAUUCAGCUCCCUCCAAAGAUUUUCUAUUGGGUUCAGGUCUGGAGACUGGCUAGGCCACUCCAGGACCUUGAGAUGCUUCUUACGGAGCCACUCCUUAGUUGCCCUGGCUGUGUGUUUCGGGUCGUUGUCAUGCUGGAAGACCCAGCCACGACCCAUCUUCAAUGCUCUUACUGAGGGAAGGAGGUUGUUGGCCAAGAUCUCGCGAUAUAUGGCCCCAUCCAUCUUCCCCUCAAUACGGUGCAGUUGUCCUGUCCCCUUUGCAGAAAAGCAUCCCCAAAGAAUUAUGUUUCCACCUCCAUGCUUCACAGUUGGGAUGGUGUUCUUGGGGUUGGACUCAUCCUUCUUCUUCCUCCAAACACGGCGAGUGGAGUUUAGACCAAAAAGCUCUAUUUUUGUCUCAUCAGACCACAUUACCUUCUCCCAUUCCUCCUCUGGAUCAUCCAGAUGGUCAUUGGCAAACUUCAGACGGGCCUGGACAUGCGCUGGCUUGAGCAGGGGGACCUUGCGUGCGCUGCAGGAUUUUAAUCCAUGACGGCGUAGUGUGUUACUAAUGGUUUUCUUUGAGACUGUGGUCCCAGCUCUCUUCAGGUCAUUGACCAGGUCCUGCCGUGUAGUUCUGGGCUGAUCCCUCACCUUCCUCAUGAUCAUUGAUGCCCCACGAGGUGAGAUCUUGCAUGGAGCCCCAGACCGAGGGUGAUUGACCGUCAUCUUGAACUUCUUCCAUUUUCUAAUAAUUGCGCCAACAGUUGUUGCCUUCUCACCAAGCUGCUUGCCUAUUGUCCUGUAGCCCAUCCCAGCCUUGUGCAGGUCUACAAUGUUAUCCCUGAUGUCCUUACACAGCUCUCUGGUCUUGGCCAUUGUGGAGAGGUUGGAGUCUGUUUGAUUGAGUGUGUGGACAGGUGUCUUUUAUACAGGUAACGAGUUCAAACAGGUGCAGUUAAUACAGGUAAUGAGUGGAGAACAGGAGGGCUUCUUAAAGAAAAACUAACAGGUCUGUGAGAGCCGGAAUUCUUACUGGUUGGUAGGUGAUCAAAUACUUAUGUCAUGCAAUAAAAUGCAAAUUAAUUACUUAAAAAUCAUACAAUGUGAUUUUCUGGAUUUUUGUUUUAGAUUCCGUCUCUCACAGUUGAAGUGUACCUAUGAUAAAAAUUACAGACCUCUACAUGCUUUGUAAGUAGGAAAACCUGCAAAAUCGGCAGUGUAUCAAAUACUUGUUCUCCCCACUGUAUAUACUUAUUAUUGACACUGUAUGCUUACAUUAUUAGUUAUCUUGUUGUUAUUAGUUGUUGUUAGUUGUUAUUAGUCCCAAGUGUAUGUAGGUUGAGAGCUUUUGUGAAAGAACACAGUUAGAAAGAUAUGGCAAUUAGAAGCAAACCGGAUGGACAUCAUGAAAAUGAUCGGAGAGGUUGAGGGUAGAGGAAGUUCAGGAGUAAAAACAAACAAAAUAUAAUUAUUGUAAAAUUGACUGUGUCCAUAAAAUGUAUAUAGUAUGUAUAAGCUGGAAGUAGAGGCCUAAGCAUUGUUGUUCACUAGUUUACUCCAAUUAGGGAAGGGGUGGUGGGGUUGGAAAGUAAUAAAGGGAAAUAUAUUUUUUAAAAGGAAAUGUAUAUGUAUGUAUGUAUGUACAGUUGAAGUCGGAUGUUUACAUACACCUUAGCCAAAUACAUUUAAACUCAGUUUUUCCAAAUUCCUGACAUUUAAUCCUAGUAAAAAUUCCCUGUUUUAGGUCAGUUAGGAUCACCACUUAAUUUUAAGAAUGUGAAAUGUCAGAAUAAUAGUACAGAGAAUGAUUUAUUUAAGCUUUUAUUUCUUUCAUCACAUUCCCAGGGGGUCAGAAGUUUACAUACACUCAAUUAGUAUUUGGUAGCAUUGCCUUUAAAUUGUUUAACUUGGGUCAAACGUUUCGGGUAGCCUUCCACAAUAAGUUGGGUGAAUUUUGGCCCAUUCCUCCUGACAGAGCUGGUGUAACUGAGUCAGGUUUGUAGGCCUCCUUGCUCGCACACGCUUUUUCAGUUCUGCCCACACAUUUUCUAUAGGAUUGAGGUCAGGGCUUUGUGAUGGCCACUCCAAUACCUUGACUUUGUUGUCCUUAAGCCAUUUUGCCACAACUUUGGAAGUAUGCUUGGGGUCAUUGUCCAUUUGGAAGACCCAUUUGCAACCAAGCUUUAACUUCCUGACUGAUGUCUUGAGAUGUUGCUUCAAUAUAUCCACAUAAUUUUCCUUCCUCAUGAUGCCAUCUAUUUUGUGAAGUGUACCAGUCCCUACUGCAGCAAAGCACCCCCACAGCAUGAUGCUGCCACCCCCGUGCUUCACGGUUGGGAUGGUGUUCUUCGGCUUGCAAGGCACCCUCUUUUUCCUCCAAACAUAACGAUGGACAUUAUGGCCAACCAGUUUUAUUUUUGUUUCAUCAGACCAGAGGACAUUUCUCCAAAAAGUACGAUCUUUGUCACCAUGUGCAGUUGCAAACCGUAGUCUGGCUUUUUGAUGGCGGUUUUGGAGCAGUGGCUUCUUCCUUGUUGAGCGGCCUUUCAAGUUAUGUCGAUUAUAGGACUCGUUUUACUGUGGAUAUAGAUACUUUUGUACCUGUUUCCUCCAGCAUCUUCACAAGGUCCUUACCUGCUUGGUCCCAUGGUGUUUAUACUUGCGUACUAUUGUUUGUACAGAUUAACGUGGUACCUUCAGGCAUUUGGAAAUUUCUCCCAAGGAUGAACCAGACUUGGCUGAUUUCUUUUUAUUUUCCCAUGAUGUCAAGCAAAGAGGCACUGAGUUUGAAGGUAGGCCUUGAAAUACAUCCACAGGUACACCUCCAAUUGACUCAAAUGAUGUCAAUUAGCCUAUCAGAAGCUUCUAAAGCCAUGACAUAAUUUUCUGGAAUUUUCCAAGCUGUUUAAAGGCACUGUCAACUUAGUGUAUGUAAACUUCUGACCCACUGGAAAUAUGAUAUAGUGAAUUAUAAGUGACAUAAUCUGUCUGUAAACAAUUGUUGGAAAAAUUACUUGUGUCAUGCACAAAGUAGAUGUCCUAACCGACUUGCCAAAACUAUAGUUUGUUAACAAGAAAUUUGUGGAGUGGUUGAAAAACAAGUUUUAAUGACUCCAACCUAAGUGUAUGUAAACUUCCGACUGUAUAUUUGCGAGAGAAAAAAACAUAUGGGGGAUUGGAAGUGAUGCAGACAAUUACGUUGAUGGAAGUUACAAUCUAUCUGCAAUAUUAAAGCUGAUCGACCCCCUAAAAAAAAAAAAUCCUCCUUUCUGUGUCAUCGAAUUGUUUGUAUUAAUUCUGUUGGCAUGAAUCUUUAUUUUCCCAUGAGGAAGUUGUAGUAAUGUAUGUGGAAUAUGAUAUAAAGCACAUAUAAUGUACUGUAUGACUCUUUUGAUGAAGAGUUGUGUUGUUUCUCUGUCCCAUCAGGUCUGUGUUUGGAGUCAGAAACAGGUCUGAGUCCAGUGGAGAGAGAAACAGACAGCCACAGGCCUCUGAUGAGUGAUGAAGAGGAUGAGGAAGAGGAGGAGGAGGGAUCGGAGGAGGUGUGUGACAGAGGGUACUACACCAUCCAGCAGGGGGAAGAGGAGCCGGGGGAAACACCCAAAGCCAUCGGAUUCUGCCAGGCCUUCUGCCUGCCUGGGGUGCUGCCUGUGAGUGGGAUAUUACUAGAGAUCUCUGUCUCUGUCUGUCUCUCUCUCUCUCUCUGUCUGUCUCUUUCUCAUGAUCUCUCUAACUCUGGCUGGCUCUCUCUCUCUUUCAUUCACCCCUCCCUGUCUAUGUCUGUAUUUGUCAAUUCCUUUAUCUCUAUCAUCUUAUCAUCCUCCCUGCCUCUCUGCUAUCUGCCCCUCCCUGUUUAAGUGUUUCCAUUAUAUCUCUAUUCUUUGGCUGACAAUUUUGUUUAGGGGCGGUGAAGACGCCGCUAGUUGCGUUAGUAUCUUUCUCUCAACCUCUCCUCCCAGAACCUUACAUGUGGAAAUGGACCAAUAAAUCAAGUAUUGUAUUAUCGAGCAUCUGACGAUAUGAAGGUUUUUGUUCUGGCUUUCCGAGAUGACUCUCUCAGUAACUGGUGACUGUCAUCCUCUCUCCCCAGUAUUCCCUGGCGUACGCGUGUCUGAAGCUGGUCAACUACUCCUUCUUUUUCUGGUUGCCCUUCUACCUGAGCAGGAACUUUGGCUGGAAGGAGGCCCAGGCCGACAGGCUCUCUGUGUGGUACGACGUGGGGGGCAUCAUAGGUGAGUGUUCCAGCCCAGGCCUAGUUAACACUAGCUGUAUUGACUGGUUAAUAUUAAUUACAUUGGCAUUGGUGUCGUUGACUACGGUUUAGAUGUGGUAACAUCCUAGCUAGCUAUGCAGAGUAAGGUCCGUUUGCAUCGCUCUCUACGUAGUUCCAUGUACAUUUGUGAGACUGAAUUUUUGGAACUCAACGCAAACGGACCUCCAUCGGCUCCAUUUUGUGUGGACUGUGUAGACCCCUUAAGACGGGACAGGAAAUUGUGCAUUAAUCUUCUGCUCUCUGUCUCUCUCUCUCUCUCCUAGGUGGUACGAUCCAGGGCCUGAUCUCCGACUGCAUGGGGAAGAGAGCUCCAGUGUUAGCCGUCAGUCUGCUGCUGGCUAUGGGAGCCCUGGUGGGGUACAGCCGUGAGUGCUCCUCCUUCUUUCAUCUGCCUUCCUCCUUUUUCUAGCCCAAAACAUCUCACUAUGUUAUUCAGGCCAUUUAUUUAAGAAAUAGUCAACCAGAUUUUUUUAGGUCAGAGAGAACAUUUUCAUUAUUGUGUUAUGUCAAUUCUAGACCACCAAGGGGAGCCCUUGAUGAAAAAAAUAAAAAUAGAACCACAUCCCUCCCUGUCAUACACAAUCCACAAAAAACAUGUGAAUUGACCCUGUGUUGUCCCCCCUCAGACUCCCCUCCGGACCAGGUGGUGAAUGCAGCUCUCCUGGCCACCACAGGUUUCUUCAUAGGAGGACCGUCCAACAUGAUCAGCUCAGCCAUCUCUGCAGACCUGGGGCGACAGGAGGCCCUCAGGGGCAGUCAGGAGGCUCUGGCUACCGUCACUGGCAUAGUGGACGGGACUGGGAGUAUUGGAGCUGCAGCGGGACAGGUAACACACACUAGAGACCGAGAAAGUACACACACACACACAUACAUAAAUAUGUGCUUUCCAGUGAUUUAAUGUUGAGUUUUUUGACCUUGUCUUUCAGUACUUGGUAUCUCUGAUUGAGAGCAAACUGGGCUGGAUGUGUGUGUUCUACUUCUUCAUAGUCAUGGUAAGAUCAUCUGUCUAAUCCAUAAUGUGAGACAAUGUUCAUGCCUUUCAUUAAUUAGUCACUAAUUCUCCUCAGGAGCAUCUUACAUAAGGUACUGUGUUGUCCCUGUUUGUGAUAUAUUUGGUCCUGUUAUGUGAUUGCCUCACAGACAGGGGGCAGCAUAGUCUUCAUUUUGCCGCUGAUCAUGACUGAGAUUCGGGCCAUGUGGAGGGACAGACAGGCACGGACACACCAGCCGUGA
Messenger RNA from Coregonus sp. 'balchen', 13409 nucleotides. NCBI's taxonomy places the organism in Eukaryota, Metazoa, Chordata, Actinopteri, Salmoniformes, Salmonidae. The record is from the annotation of a GenBank genome assembly.